Cannabis sativa is the source of this 6439-nucleotide messenger RNA. RefSeq lists its product as uncharacterized. The transcript is spliced from 3 exons. NCBI's taxonomy places the organism in Eukaryota, Viridiplantae, Streptophyta, Magnoliopsida, Rosales, Cannabaceae. The record is from RefSeq and is a predicted model, not a curated record. The coding region runs from base 5107 to 6429 and encodes 440 amino acids.
AUUAUCAAAAGCAGACACAACACUAUUAUGUCGACAAAAAAUAUCGACAUCCUGUCGACAUUCAGUCGACAAUACAAACAUAAAUUCAAUCAAAUAACAAUUACACAACAUAUCGACAUACUGUCGACAUAUUGUCGACAUUCAGUCGACAAUACAACCUAACAAUCAACAAGUUAAUUUAAUCGACAUCGCAUCGACAUACUGUCGACAAGUCGUCGACAAUAUAGGGCAGAAAUACACUUAAACUACCAAUCGACAUUCAGUCGAUAAUGCAAACAUAAAUUCAAUCAAAUAACAAUUACACAAUAUAUCGACAUUCAGUCGACAAUACAACCUAACAAUCAACGAGUUAAUUUAAUCGACAUACCAUCGACAUACUGUCGACAAAUAGUCGACAAUAUAGGGCAGAAAUACACUUAAACAAUUAUGUCGACAUCCUAUCGACAUACAAGCGAUAUCCUAUCGACAUACAAAUUACAGCAAAAUUCAGACAGACACCCAAUCUAUCGACAUCCUAUCGACAUCCUAUCGAUAUGUCAUCGACAACUCUGUAAUAUACACAAAUUUGAUUGAAACACUAACAUCUACAACCUAAAGAUCACAAAAGCUACAAAAAAUCCACUAAUCUGAACAACAUGCAAUAAUUGGCAUCCAAAUCUAUGAAAAAUAUAUUUUUUCAAAAAAAAAUCUUACCUUUGACUGAAUUUGGUGGUGUAGGCGACGGUUUUUGCUCGUGGGUGGUGACGGCAUUUUCUCCUCGUGGUGGCGACGGCAGUUUUGCGUCGGUUUGGGUCGAAGAUCGACAGACGGUUUCGGUUCGUCGAUUGGGUUCGUGGGUUUGGUUCGUGGGUUGGGUUCGUGGGUGGUCGACGGCGGCGUGGGUUUGUUGGUUUCGUGGUCGACGCCGUGGGUACGUUGGUCUGGUUCGUGUGGGUUCGUGAAGAGAGCGAGAGAGAGGGAAAGUCUUUGAGCGAGAGAGAGGGAAAGUCAGAGAGCGAGAGAGAGGGAAAGUCAGAGAGAGAGUGAAAAUUUUAUUUUAGGGGUAUUUUAGGAACUUUUUCAAAUUAGAGGAAUCAAUUUGUUCAAAAAAUUAAUGAGUCUAAAUUUUGAUAUUGAGUAUUUUAUUAGGGCCAAAAUAUGAAAUUUCCCUUUUCAAAUAGGGAAAUGGAAAAGUUUGAGUGCAUAAUGUAUCAGUUACAAGAUAUAUAUAGGGCAAAUUACACACACCACUAACUUUUUCCUUUUUUUUUACUUUUAUACUAUUAGGCCGUAUAAUUUACAUUUAUACUGUGUAGUUUAUAACUUUUAUACAUUGGGCUUCAAGAUGUAUUUUCUUGUCACUUUAAAAUGUAUUUUUUUAAAAAAAUUAUAAAAGUUGAUGGGAAAAUUAAUUGUCACGUCAAUCAGUCAUAUAGAUAUAUAUUUAAAAAAAAACUAAUUAUAAAAUUUUUUAUUGUAUUGAAAAAGUUUUGAUGUGAUGUAUUGUCACUUUUGUGAUUUUUUUUUUUAAAAUAUAAUCAUGAAAAAACUUAAUACUAUCUUUUUUUUAGUAAUGUAUAAUAACUUUCAUUAUUUACCUCAUUCUUCAUUUAUAUAUAUAUAUAUUUUUUUUUUCAUUGUGUUUGGUCUCUCUCUCCACUAUUCACCUUCUUCUUCAUUUUUUUCUUUUCUUUUUCUCAAGUCUACAACAUUAUCCAAAUAAAAGCUAGUAACAAAAACAACAACAUGUUAAAGAGGAGGAAGAAGAAGAAGAAUCAGGAAAGAUAAGAGUGUGGUUGUGUGUGUGUGAGAGAGAGAUAGAGAGCUUGCUCUGUGAUGAACUUUUUGUAUAAAUCUUUCAAAAACUUCCACUAAGUUUAUGUCAUUCGGUGUCUUUGAUCUCAAAUCGUUAGCUCCAUCUCUACCGUACUUCCAAGUCCACCAUCUUUCUCCAACUUACCCUUUUCUGUUGCCGGUUUGUUUUAUUGUUGUUUUAAUGUUGUUUUCUUUCAUUUUUUAUCACAUUUUUCAAAAUAUUAUUAUACUGGUCUAUUUUAAAUAGUAAUAUGAAAAUAAUAAAAUUUGUAUGUAAGUUAUUUUUUUCAAUAUCGUAUGCUCCAAUAUAUGUUCAGUUUUUCUCCGUUGUUCCACUGUUGUUUUUUAGUUGGUCUGCUUCUUUUUAUUUUUGAUGUUUUCUCCUGUAUGUUCUCUUGUUGUGCCUCAGCUCCCUACAUUUGUUGCAUUUGUUAUGUUGUUUCUUUUCCCAUCAAGCUUCCAUCCUUUUUUUUUUUGUCUUCUAGAUUUCACCACUUUAAUGGAAGGUAAGACUAUUACUGUCCAUGAUUCUUUCAUUCUAUAUUUGCAAGAACUUUCUUUGUUAAUUUUGUGCACAAACAAAGUUAAUUUUUUAAUCAUUUUUUUCUUUUAUUUUUUUUAUUUAUUUUAGUGUUGUUUUUCAUGAUUUAUUUAGCUAUUUUUGUGGUUUUUUUUAUUCUGGUUCUCCUAUAAAUACAUUUGACGAGCUCACUCAUAAGAGAGUUUUGAGGUGUGUGUUUCUUUUAUAUUUUUUUAAGUAGUUAUAUUUGCUUCAUUUGUUUUUGUGUUGUUUCAGUGUUGUUGUAGUAGUUUUUUUUUAUUAUAAUUUUCUAGGAAUAGACUUGCAAAUAUAGUUGAUUUUGCAUCUGGUGUUGAGGUUGUGCAGCAGAUUGUUUGUUUUUUUUAAUCAUUUUUUUCUUUUGUUUUGUUUGAUUGUUUUAGUGUUGUUUUACCGUUGUUUUGCCAUGAUUAUUUAUUUGACGUCGAUUUCACUGCUUUUGCUCAAUCUUGUCGAAAUUAAUAGUUAUUUUUCGGUUGUCCUGGUGUUGUUGUGGUGGUUCUGUCUGUGGUUGUGAAAGAUGGAGGUCUCAUACUUUUGUUUUGGUAUUUAUAGUAUAAAAGAAAAAAAAUAGGGGAGGACAGUAUAAAUGUUAUUUCUGCCGUGUGGCAGUAAAAUUGAAAAAUAUUACCCCAAAUCCAGUAUUUUUAUAAAAUGCCCUGUAUAUAACAUCAAUAGAAGAAUGCAAAAAGGACUUGUUUUUGGCUUUUUCAUUUUUGUCUUCUUCUUUGUAUUUACUUUUUCUUUUUCUUUCAUUAAUUUGUUUUCUUUUCUUUCAUUUAUUAGUUUUUUAUUUAAUAAAAAAAAUUCUUUUCUUUACGUUUUUCUCUUCUUAUUUUUAUUUGCCUUUUCUAUUUGAGAUUUUUACACCUGAUGCCACAUUUCAUCAUUUUUUUACUUUUUUGUCAUUACACGGUCUAUUAAACUUUUAUACCUUUUACAGUUUUCAAUUUUAGUUUUCAAAAAGUUUCAUAAUUACAAAACUACCUUUACCAUGCAUAUGUCAUCUUCUCUUCACACGUUCACGCAUGCCACCUCAUAACUCCAUUUUUCCUUUUUUUUUUGAUUUUUUUUUUCUCUGCUUCUUUUCGUCUUCAACAGUUGCUUCCCACGAUCACCAUUUUCAAGCCCUAACCCAUUUCUUCUUCCCACGAUCACCUUCUCCAAGCCCUCACCUACGUUUUCCUCAACCUACAUUGUCAUCCUCCCCUGUUUUUUUUCUAUAUAAAUGGCAACCACUAGAAGUGGUUCGAAAUCCCCAUCUCUGGCCAAGAAACACCCUAAAAAAUCUAAGAAGCCUCCAACUGUUUCUUCCAAAGUCGAAGCUAAGAUGGGGUUAAAAAAAAUUACUAAGAAAUUAGUGGGUGAUGUUCCAGAGAAAUCGGGCACUAAGAAAAGAGCCCUUCCAGUUAAGGUCGACGCUCCUAAGCCUAAGAGAGCUAAAAUUUCCAAGUCUGCACGCGAUGUAAGUUUCUUUUUGUUGUUUUUCAAUUUUUCUUUAGUUUUUUUCUGGUUGUUCUAUUUGUUGUAUUACAUUUGAUGAUUUAAUGUUUUCCCCAUUUUUGUUCUAGGUUUCUUCAGAUUCUGAUUUUGAGGAUGAAGUGCAUGCUGAGGACCAAAAGCCUAAACUUAAAUCGAAGGUAAUUUUAAAUUGCUUGGUAUCAUUUUAUUGAGUUAAUUUUUACAUCAGCUUUUUAGGUCACUGAUUUAGUUGUUUAUCAUCAUUUUUUUAUGUUUUGUGUUGUUCUUUAUGUAUUUCUGUCAUGUAUUAUGGUUGAUGUUGUUUUCUUGUUUUUAUUCAGUUGUUGUUUGGUUGUUUUAAAAUUACACAGUUCAAUUCGUAUUGUGUUACAGUUAUUUACUGCAAUUUCCCCAUUGGUUGUUUAUAUGUUUAUUGUGAGUUUUUUUUUUCGGUUGUUUACCACAAUAUUAGUAUUGAGAAGCAUUUUAGUAAUUUCAUUUUCAACAAGAUGUUACAGUGUUGUCAAUACUUUAGUUAUUUAUAUGUUUAUUGUGAGUUUUUUUUUCGGUUGUUUAUCACAAUAUUAUUAUCGAGAAGCAUUUUAGAAAUUUCAUUUUUAACUAGCUUUUACAGUGUUGUUAAUACUUUUAGUUGUUUAUCUGUUUAUUGUUAGUUUUUUUUUGGUUGUUUAUCAUUAUAAAAUUUUUACUUUUUACAAACAACUACAGUGUUUUAAAUAUAUUUCGUUUGUUUAUCUGUUUAUUGUGAGUUUUGUUUGGGUUUUUUUUAUGAUAAUUUCAGUAUUCACAACCAUUUUAUAACUUUUAUUUUUCACAAGUUGUUACAGCGUUGUUUAUGUAUUUUUUGAAAGCUGUUUAUCUUUUACGUUUAUCAUACUGUAACGGUUUCAUAAAUGUUGUUUUAGGUUUUGUAUUGGUUGUAUUUUGGUUACUACAUUUUAUAUUUGCCUUGUUCUUGUUGCUCAGAUUUGUUGCUUAUGUUUUAUUUUGUAUUUCUAUUUUUUUGCAGGUCCAUGUUAGGACCUCAGAGAAGGUUGAAGGAUUUGACUUACCAAAAAAAAAAAUCCCCCUAAGGUGUCAUUUUUUUUAAAAAAAUUGUUUUUAUUAUUUGUUUUCUGUUUUUGUUUUAGUUUUUUUGUUUUGUCCUCAUUUUUUUUUUGUUUCAAUUGAUACAUGAAUGGGAUUAUAUUUAUGAUCAGAAGAAUCUCUUCAUUGCUACUUUCCAGGUGAUAGAAAACAUUAAGUCUUGCCUUUCACCUGAACAACUUGAAAUGUUUUCCAAAACCUGUUUUGGACAUUUCCUUAAGCUUCCUGAUUUUAAAGUUCAACCGCAAGUGUUUCAUGGGUUGUUAUUGCGGGAGGUUCAGCAACCUAAUGAUGCUGAGUUGUGGGUAAUGAUACGCGGUGUUAUGCUUAGGUUUAGCAUUGAGGAGUUUGCUUUGAUUACUGGUUUAGACUGUGAAGGUGACUGUAGUGUUUUAGAUUUUAAGCAAGACGUUAAUCGUCUUUCUGAAAAAUAUUGGCCAACUUCAUCCUCUAUCACUAAGGAAUCUGUUAGGGAAUGUUUUACCACCAAGAGGUGGGGUGAUUCUGAUGAGGAUGCUGUGAAGUUGGCAGUUUUGUAUUUUGUGGAAUGGUUUUUGCUUAGUGGCACUAAGCAUAAAAAUGUACCUAGGAUUUUAGAUGUUGUAGACAGUGGGAGGUACAAUGAAUUUGCUUGGGGACAGAGUUCUUUUGAACUGACUAUUUCGUCAUUGAAGGGUAAGCUUGACAGUUGGGUUGAAGGUGUUAGGAAGGCAAGGAGUUCGGGAAAGAGGCCAAGUGUUUUUUACACUUUGAUUGGUUGUCCUCAUGUUUUUCAAAUUUGGUUCUAUGAGUGUUGUAAGUACAUGAAAGGUAAGUAUUGCCAAAAGGAAAACUCUCGUAUUCCAAGGAUUAUUCAGUGGACAUGCAAUAGUCAGCCGACUUUCAAAGUUUUGAAGACUAUUAUUUUUUAUGUUUCCAAAGAUAAGCUGGAACUAUCAAAUAUGAGGCCCACUGCUGCUGAGUUCAAAGCUUUGAAAUUGAGCAGUUUCAAGUUUGACACUGACUACAAUUCUUACAAGAGUGUUCCUGUUCCCGAAGAGCCUUCUGUUGCUCAGAGUGACAUUUCUGUCAAGCUUGAUGCUUUUUCUGAGAAAUUUGAUGGGUUGGAGGUGAAGAUCGAUUUGCUGCAUACUUCCCAACAGAAGAUUUCUUCCGAUUUGGUUGAGUUGAAAGAGUUUGUGUCUGCACAGUUUGUUUCUUUUGGUGCUCAGAUGGCUUCAAUGCAGACACAGUUUUCUACUGUUUUUGCCGAUUCUUAUGCUAAGGACAAAGGCAGUGACUCUUCCAAUGAUGAUGGUGGAAGUGGUAAUGAAGAAGAUUUUGAUUUAGAUGAAUCUAAAGAAACUGAUGGCAAUGAAGAAGAGAAUGUUAUGGGUGAUGAAGAAGGUGAAGGUAGUGAAGGUGAAGAGAAGGAUGGUCAAGCUGAUGAAGAUUCUGAGUCAAAAGAAAAAAAUGAUAAGGGCAGUGAUGAUGAAUGCACUGAUAGUGAGGAGAAGGUAGAUAAGUAGACAAUGUAAC